AUGUCUACUAAUGUCGCGGUUUCCUUAUUUCUGCAAAGGUUAUUGCACGAAAAGUAUAUGGAGGAUUCUGAUGUAGAUUCACUCAUUCAAGGAGUAAUUAGAGGAACGGGACUAUCUUUCAGUUCAAAAUCGGCAUUCAUUGAACACACCAACAACCUUUUGUCAGAUAUAGGAUUUAUGCUUGUGAGGGUCAAUGUUGCAGGGAAAAAAUACUAUUCGCUCAAGGAUCUAGAUUCUUCCAAUUUGACCCUAGAUAUACCUUACAGAACUGACAUUUCUGAAAAUCCUACCCAAGAUGAUCCCAUGGACGUUGACUUUAUGACGCCUGUUAGAAAACUGGGUGUGGAGUUUAAUAUGAGUCCAGAUUCUUCACAAAAUAUGACAUCUUCAGUGUAUAAAUAUCCAUCAUUAUUAAAAAUAAACCAGUCAAAAUUUACACACUCUGAGCUCAUGAUCUUCAUAGAUUCCAUAAAUUCAAUAAUUUCCACUGGCAAACCUUUGCCAAUUAAGAGGCAAGAGUCACAAGAUUCGUGGUCAAGCAUAUGUUCCAAAAGAUUAAUAGUAGAGGAGCCAGCUCAAUUAAACUUGAUUCAACGUUUUGAAAGGAGAAAAUGGCUACAAUAUUACGAAGAUGAGACUAGUAUAGCACCAGGAGUUCGAUUCUACUUUGAUCUUUCAAGUUUUUUCGAUUUAAAUGACGCAAAUAAGUGCGAAUCUUGCUCCUCGAUUAUAAUAUUCAAUGAAUUUUUCUGCCAAGAAUGUAGAAAUACAUUUCACGAGCAAUGUGCAUCCGUAAACAGUUCAGGCUUUAUUACGGAUCAAACUAAGUGUUUUUCCUGUUCAGUAACGUGACUAUCGUAGGAAAAAUUUAUAGCCAAUAUUCCUAAAUUUAAAAAUACUGGAUACGACUUAAAUGUGUAAAAAUUGCGACAUUUUAAUACUUGUACAUUGUAGUACCUUACUAAUCAUUUUCUUCGAUUUCAGUUUGUACUAUAGUAAAUCUAAUAUAACUUUGUUUCA
This is a messenger RNA of Theileria parva strain Muguga, 1020 nucleotides long. RefSeq lists its product as uncharacterized. Gene Ontology annotation, biological process: DNA damage tolerance; double-strand break repair via homologous recombination. The record is from RefSeq and is a predicted model, not a curated record. The coding region runs from base 1 to 852 and encodes 283 amino acids. NCBI's taxonomy places the organism in Eukaryota, Apicomplexa, Aconoidasida, Piroplasmida, Theileriidae. Gene Ontology annotation, cellular component: Smc5-Smc6 complex; nucleus. The transcript has 9 exons. Gene Ontology annotation, molecular function: ubiquitin-protein transferase activity.